Molecule: messenger RNA, 384 nt
Organism: Sphaeroforma arctica JP610
Lineage: Eukaryota; Ichthyosporea; Ichthyophonida
Exons: 2
Coding region: 1-303 (100 amino acids)
Biological process (GO): mRNA splicing, via spliceosome
Cellular component (GO): U4/U6 x U5 tri-snRNP complex
Molecular function (GO): U4 snRNA binding; U6 snRNA binding; protein binding
Source: RefSeq, a predicted model, not a curated record
AUGGACGCUGUGGGUCGUGUGUGGGACUUGCGCAGUGGGCGCUGUGUGUGGGACAUGUUUGGCCAUGUCAAGAAUGUGCUGGCUGUGGAUGUGGCGCCGGACGGCCAUUACAUAGCAACGGGAUCAGACGAUCACACAGUGAAAAUCUGGGAGAUGCGGCAGAGGAAAUGCAUCUACACACUCCCCGCACACAAUAAUCUGGUUUCGACGGUGAAGUUUGAGCCCAACAACGGACGGUAUCUGGCCUCCAGCUCGUUUGAUAAGACCAUCAAGGUAGGCGUGUGUCUAUGUAUCGAUAUGUAGCAACUACUUAUUUUGGUUUUUGUAUGAUAUACAAGGUCAAGACCAAAUAUUUACCUAAACGUAUGUCAAUUUAGAAAAAUG